AAAGUCUUCUAACUUACUCAUCUUCUUACUGAAACUUGGAAAGUAAUGGCAAGACUCGCAAGUUUUCUCCUUCUUUCUCUCCUUUGCUUUUUCCCUCUCUGCCUCUGCGACAAGAGCUAUGGAGGAAAACUCUUCCCGGGUUAUUACUCCCAUUCAUGUCCACAAGCCAGUGAGAUCGUGAGAUCAGUUGUGGCUAAAGCUGUUGCUAGAGAGACCCGUAUGGCUGCUUCCUUGCUGAGACUUCAUUUCCACGACUGUUUCGUUCAGGGUUGUGAUGGCUCUUUGCUUUUAGACAGCGGUGGGAGGAUAGUGAGUGAGAAAAACUCAAACCCUAACAGCAAAUCAGCUCGUGGUUUCGACGUAGUUGACCAAAUCAAAGCUGAACUGGAGAGACAAUGCCCUGGAAUUGUUUCUUGCGCUGAUGUUCUUACCUUAGCCGCUAGAGACUCCUCUGUUCUUACUGGUGGACCAAGCUGGGUGGUUCCAUUGGGAAGAAGAGAUUCGCGAAGUGCAAGCUUGAGUGGUUCUAACAACAACAUCCCUGCACCAAACAACACUUUCAGUACCAUUCUAUCGAAGUUUAACCGUCAAGGACUCGACGUUACUGACCUUGUUGCUCUCUCCGGUAGUCACACCAUCGGAUUCUCGAGAUGCACGAGCUUCAGACAGAGGUUGUACAACCAGUCCGGAAACGGUCGUCCAGACAUGACAUUGGAACAAUCUUUCGCUGCUAACUUACGCCAAAGGUGUCCAAGAUCCGGCGGGGACCAAAUUCUUUCGGUGUUGGACAUUGUCAGCGCAGCGAGAUUUGACAACAGCUAUUUCAAGAACUUGAUAGAGAACAAGGGUUUGUUGAAUUCAGACCAGGUUUUGUUCAGCAGUAACGAGAAAUCAAGAGAGCUUGUAAAGAAGUAUGCAGAGGAUCAAGGAGAGUUUUUUGAGCAAUUUGCAGAAUCGAUGAUCAAGAUGGGAAAUAUCUCUCCUCUAACGGGUUCCAGUGGUGAAAUCAGGAAAAAUUGCAGGAAGAUUAACUCUUGAGCUCCUGUUAUAAGAGGAAACAAAUAGAUACAAAAAUAUAUUCGGAAGAACUGUGUGACACUUGCUUUUUUACUUUUGGGUUGUCUUUUUUUUUUUGGGUUCUGUCAUUUCAAGUUUUUAUGUUGUUGUGUUGUUUUGCUUUGUAUUAAGAGAUAAGUUUGAGAUUUGAAUUUAUCAAACCAAUUAAACUUUUCA
Molecule: messenger RNA, 1233 nt
Organism: Capsella rubella
Lineage: Eukaryota; Viridiplantae; Streptophyta; Magnoliopsida; Brassicales; Brassicaceae
Product: peroxidase 49
Exons: 4
Coding region: 46-1038 (330 amino acids)
Biological process (GO): response to oxidative stress; hydrogen peroxide catabolic process
Molecular function (GO): peroxidase activity; heme binding
Source: RefSeq, a predicted model, not a curated record